Molecule: messenger RNA, 590 nt
Organism: Protopterus annectens (West African lungfish)
Lineage: Eukaryota; Metazoa; Chordata; Ceratodontiformes; Protopteridae
Product: aarF domain-containing protein kinase 1-like
Exons: 4
Coding region: 15-590 (191 amino acids)
Biological process (GO): mitochondrion organization; lipid homeostasis
Cellular component (GO): mitochondrial inner membrane
Source: RefSeq, a predicted model, not a curated record
UCAGCUUCACUAUAAUGGCACGACGUAUUUUCAAACUUGCUUCUGUGACUAGCACUGUACUGGUGGCUUCAGGCAUCUACCUAGACAAAGCCGGUUACUUGAACAUGAAUGACGUUAGUGGUAUUCGUGCUGGCAGAGCAGUAUUCACGACUGCUGUCAUUGCAUACGAUUACCUCACAUCUCUCUGGGGUGUUACAUAUGGAACAGAGGACUACUGGGAUGUAAAAUCGAAGGUGCACCUUCGAUCUGCUGAACGACUCAGGGACCUCUGCUGUGCCAACAGGGGCACAUACAUUAAAGUAGGACAACAUCUUGGGGCACUUGACUACCUUUUACCUGAGGAAUAUACCAGCACAUUAAAGAUCUUGCACAGUCAGGCUCCUCAGAGUAGUAUGCAGGAAAUACAGCAGGUGAUUCGAGAGGACCUUGGUAAGGAGAGAAAGUACCCCAAUAAGCCAGCCUUUGUUCGCAGGCAAUCUCAUUCUCCUCUUAAUAGCAAAAAGGGUGGCAAGCGAGUUUCUCCAGCUAUGGCUAUUCAGACUUCAGGGCCUCAAAAGUCUUCCUUUCGAGAUAAACCAGGUGCUGUCUGA